GGAUACCUGGAUAAUAGUUUCAGCCGAUGUGAAUCCCUCCUCACUGCAAGUACAAGAUGGAGCCAGUCUCUAAAGACACGCUGCCAACAGCGUCGCACCGCUAGCAUUCUCUGUGACAAAGAUGACCCUGCCAGCAAGAGACCAAGGUUGCAAGCACAGAGGAAGUUUGCCCAGUCCCCUCCCUGUUCGCCAGGACCGCCAGUGUGUGUGACAUCAACACAAUGCAAUCACACCCACAGACUUGCUGUUGUCACUUGUCUGACCAGACGUCGACCCAAGACAGAAGACUUCUUGUCUUUUCUCUGUUUGAGAGGUUCAGCAGCACUGCCUAGCAACAUGGCUUUCUUAGCAAAUGGACGAGGGAAAGAGACAGCUGGCUCUCAGCAACUUACCUCCUGUCUCUCCAAUGAUAGGAUUUCAACAGAAAUGAAGAAGGAGAGCAUGUUCAGUAGAACAGCAGUGCAGAGGAGGUCUGGCUCUCUGAGGGAGGGAACCUUAGGCUCUGCCUCUGCAGCCCCUAGCUCAUUCUGCACUCUAACCACUCGAGCACAGAGGAGGAGGAGGGAGACAGAGGGGAUGGAUCAGAACAGGGGAGAAGGAGCUGAGAGUCACCUCAUAACGCCUCAGCAGCUGUCCCUGCAGGUCAGGACAAUGAACAAGGUUGCCAUGGUAACUGGACUUUCUGAACAGAGAAGCUCCUGUGUCAGAUCAGUCUCUUCCAGUGGGGCAGGGAGAAGGCAAUCUUCCAGGCCCUGCACCAGGCCUAGCAGCACCGACACACCUCAAGACGAUGGCCAAAGGAGCCUCCAGGAAACCAACAACAGACACCUCACCCGGCCUAGCACGCACCACCUGCCUCGCAAUCAGGGCCUUCCUCCUAUCCACCGAACCGUUACUAACUAUUACAACAACCACAAGACCCUCAGUAGUCUCCAGAACUCAGGGAGAUUUUCAAGUAUGACUCUAACUCAGUUACCAUUGACUAAUGGCUCAGUUAUCACACAACUCAGUGAGAACCCCGGUGUCCUGCGGUUGUCCAGAAGAAGAAGAGGCCUUCCACCAGACACCAGCCCUACAACUCAGAAUCAGGUUUUUGAUGCCAACUCAUCAAAGAGGAAGAAGGCACUGCAUCUCACUGAUGGCAAUGACACAGUGAAGAGUGCCCCCCACCAUGUUGGUCAGACAGCAAAAAAGACAGCCAAUUUUAAUGAGGACAUUAAAGUGGAAUUUGUUAGCCAUAUUUGUAAAGCCACUGUCAGCCAUAAUGAAAAACAAGAGAGAAGUAGCCAUGUUGGUGAGCUGAAACUAGAGAGUGGCAGUUGUAUUGGUGAGGACCCAAAUGGCAAGAUAAAUGUUGGAGAGUUAUGUUUGGAGAGCAUCACUGCUCUGGAACCCAUUCAGAAAAGGGACAGUUCUACCAGUAAAAUGACAAACUGUGACCACAGCUCUUUCACUGAUGUUAAAUGCAGACCUGUGAGAACAAAGAGGCUCCAAAGAAACCAGGCAGCUUCCUCCACUGCCACCAGGACCAUUACCCGGACUGCUAAUCCAAGGACUGUUGCCAGAGCUUCUACUGCUAAGAUGACUGUUACUAAAGCUGCUGUCAAUUCAUUGGUAACUAAAUAUGUGCAGGCUGACUCACCAGCCAUUUGUUCUGCCAAGCCCAAUAAAGGCAAGGACAAUACCAAGUAUAUUUCACCAGCUAACAGCUACUUUACCUAUAAUUCCAAAGGUUCUUCAAAAUACUCUACCAAUAGUACACAUGAGGACUUGAAUAAGGACAGUGGACAUGUCAGUAGCUGUUCCAGCACUUCCAAGGGCUCAACAAAGGGUCUUGUUCAGACAAAGUCUCCUACCUCAGCUUUAAAGACCAGGACUAGCCCUAGAAUGCUUUUGAAGAACUAGAAAAAUAAUUGAGCUUAUCUCUGAAAAUUUUCACUAAUGCACAAGUUCCAUAUUGAGAGUUUAUAUUAAAAAUACUUUGAGGGAAAACAGCAUAAAAUAUUUCUCAUUAUGGUCAAUGUAUGAUGAUAGUGUUUGACACUGAAUUGUAAAGUAGCAUCUUUGUCAGUGGUUGCAUGGUAUUUUAAAUCCAAUGCCUAUCCUAUCCUAUUCUUUUUUUGUUUUUUGUUUUCGUUUUAUAAAGGAUUAAAUUAACACACAUAAUAGAAGACAUACAACCAUGUGAGCUGUUUAGCUAACUGUUUAUUCACUGGAGGCUUUCCUUUUUUAUUUGGAACAGUGGUUGUUAUUAUUAUUAUUAUUAUUAUUAUUAUUAUUAUUAUUAUUGUAUUUUAUUCAUAUGGAAGACACUGGUAUCAGUUUUUAGAACUAUCAGUGAGCCCAAUUACAUGCACACUAAUACUCUGAUCAUUAUAUGAUUCCUGGAGUAAUCACAUUAUUCAAUGGAUCAUGUAUGAACAGUAUAAUCUGAUUUGUUUUGGAAGAUAACAGCAGUAAUUUGAUUAUGACAAAUCAGAUUAACACACCUGGAUUUCUCUUCAAUACCCAAAUGUCUUCCUGCACAGGUACAGGUUAAUCUGAUUUAUUUCGUUCUUUUACAUCUGCAUAUGUGCACACAAUUAAAAAUGGAAGUCACAUAGUCAAACGUGAGUGGAAGACAGAAACAGGAAAUUUGAGUCUAACAUUACUCUAAGAAAUCCAAUAAUGGACUGGAGCAUCUAAACCAGGGUUUUUGAUUUCUUAAGUGCAUGUAAACAUCAGAUCUGAUUAUUACAAUUAUCUGAUUACUCCCAGUUAGCAGAUUUUUAUGGUCAUGUAAACAGACUCCAUGUUCUGUAGCUUGCCUUGGACAAAUGUAGAUUGCCACAAGCCUUUGCUUUAGGGCUUUGGCAGCUUUUUUGUUUUCAAGUUAGAGGAAAUAACUGAAAUUUCAUUUUAACACUUAAAGAUUGAGAACCUAAUCUUCCUCACCUUAUCUUUAGUUUUUGGUUUGUCUUUUUUUCACUGAUUACUGAUUUUACACAAGUAUUUUUUACAUUAUUUGAUGACUUGUUUUAGAUGUCGGAAUAAUCUGGUCUGAUUUGAAAGAUGUGAUGUACAAACAACAAAAAUAACCCAAGCCCAUCUUCUUCAUUCUGGAAGUGUAUUCCUGCCAGGUUAGAAAAAGAAAAACAGAUCAGUAUUAUAUUAUGAUGUGAAAGGUUUCUUGAUAUGAGAUAAUUUUUUACGUUUUAACAGAUUUUCAUGUUAAAACAAGAUAUUUCUGGUUCAUACAGAAUUUGAUUCAAGGCAUAGUAUGUAACAUUUCUGGCUUGGCUCAUCUCUGCUUGAAAGAGAGAGAUGGUCAAGCUGGCGUUAGACUGCAGUUAGAUAGAGAAUCUGUAUUUUGUCUAAAAGUUUGACAGAAUGCUGUGAAAUAGAAAAAUAAAGUGUUAUUUUAUGA
Sphaeramia orbicularis (orbiculate cardinalfish) is the source of this 3406-nucleotide messenger RNA. RefSeq lists its product as uncharacterized. The record is from RefSeq and is a predicted model, not a curated record. Lineage: Eukaryota; Metazoa; Chordata; Actinopteri; Kurtiformes; Apogonidae. The coding region runs from base 337 to 1905 and encodes 522 amino acids. The transcript has 5 exons.